Molecule: messenger RNA, 1813 nt
Organism: Pyricularia grisea
Lineage: Eukaryota; Fungi; Ascomycota; Sordariomycetes; Magnaporthales; Pyriculariaceae
Exons: 4
Coding region: 221-1813 (530 amino acids)
Source: RefSeq, a predicted model, not a curated record
GAACUGGCAAGUUUGGCUGCAAGCGGCUGUGGCGGCUGAUCAUGAAAGAUUCUAUAGGAUCCCCCGAUGGCUUUGUUGGAAGGAUGUCUGCUCCAUGGAGCUUUUAUAGACGGCCUUGGGCGCUCUUCUUCUGCUGGACUCUAGCUUGCAACUCAGGCGCAACUCAGCUUCCUCUUAGAACAACCCGGCGUGACAUAACAAAGUCACAAACACAUUGGCCAUGUCUGCUCUACUCCGACUUCUCACUUUCCUUGUUGCUGCGCUUGCGCUGUCUCCAUUCGUUUGGGCGCAAGAUGUGCCGCUUCUCUUGAUUGGUGCUUUCGAAGGUGCCACAGCAGACGAUGACUCUUUCAACACUGGUGGUUUUGUCAGCGUAUUAGGGCAAAGUGUCACUGUACCCAAGAACCUCCAGGUUGCCUUCCCUGCUACAUUUGUUCCUUGGAAGGACUUUGUUGGGUCUGCCUCAAAGUUCCUUGGCUACGAGAUCAAUGUUGUGGGCAACUACGUAAAUGGAGUUCCUAUUGCAGGUCAGAUUUCCAUCAGCCAAUUCUCCGUCGCGUUUGGCGCCGGCUACAUUGAAAAGAUCAACCCGGACGGUACACUGGGCAUGAAGAAUGGAGUAGACAUUCGUAUCAAUGACCCCACCGGCGUCUUUGGUGUCGUCUAUGACGCCGACCCUUUCUUCACAGCGGACCCGGAGAACCCCAGCGUCACGUCGUUUUCGGGCUUUCCCAUGUGCGUUCCGCGCAACGCCAGCGACCCUCUUUGUCCGGACUCCCAACGACCUGUGCUGUCUGGAGGGACAAAACAAGGCACUUUCUUGGCCGUCGACCCUCUGGUCAUGGCACCCCUGGUCCCUGGCGACUGGAUCGAGUACAGCGGCUUCAAGCGCGGUAACACAUACUACGCAUUCGAGAUCGUAGCCACCAACGUACAGAUCACCACGGACCCCAGCCGUGGCGACCCUACGUACAUCCGGGUCGAGGACGCCCUCAUCGGAGUCUACAACGCCGACCCCAACGUCGAAACGGCCGAGACCAAGAUGAUCGGAUACACGUCCGCGGCAGCCAGCGUGUCCAUGUCGGCCGUCGACAUCGACGUCUGCACAGGUGAGGUGACGCUCCGGCAGAUCGGCGCCGUGGGCACGCGGGCCGGGCAGGUGCGCAACAAGUUCGAGUUCCGGGAGAAGUCGACGACGGUGACAAAGUACACGCAGCAGUACCUCUUCAAGUCGGACAAUGGAAUAAAGACCACCAAGAACGGCAUCCAGGCCGGCCAGUACAUGACGCCCGUCACCGAGUGGAUCCAGCCCGAGCUGACCACCCCCGGCCUGGCCCCGCCCCAGCACUACUUCAACGACAUGGACUACGCCACCAAAGGUCUCGGCUUCGACGGCACAAACAUCUGGGGCCCGCUGACGCCCUUCCCGCAGACCGGCGUCACCGUAUUCGACACCAGCACCUGCCCGCCGCCGUCGAACGAGACCAGCCCGGCGCCUUCAACCACCACCUCGGCUGCUCCCACGCCCAGCAGCACCGUGGUCGUGGACACGGUCACUUUCCAGUCGCUGACUUGGACCAACGGCCAGGGCGGCACGCUGGCAGCGACUUGUCAGUCGGUUGCUGGAAGCGGUGGCCAGUCCGCGUCCAGCAUGGUGUUCCAGUUCUCGAACCGGGAUGGUGCCUUUUCGCAGACGAUGACCAACGCGGGUAGUGGUGUCUUUACGUAUAGUGCGAGGAGCACGAGGCAGCCGAGCGGGACUGUCAAGUGCGUGAGCAACUUGGGUGGAACUGCUAGUGCGUCGGCGCCGUGA